Messenger RNA from Meleagris gallopavo (turkey), 204 nucleotides. NCBI's taxonomy places the organism in Eukaryota, Metazoa, Chordata, Aves, Galliformes, Phasianidae. The record is from RefSeq and is a predicted model, not a curated record.
UGCCCGCAGGUCACCAAGGUGCUGGGCCGGACCGGCUCCCAGGGGCAGUGCACGCAGGUGCGCGUGGAGUUCAUGGACGACACGAGCCGCUCCAUCAUCCGCAACGUGAAGGGACCGGUGCGAGAGGGAGACGUCCUCACCCUGCUCGAGUCGGAACGCGAGGCGCGGCGGCUGCGCUGAGCUCUGCGGGCCGCCCCAGCUGCC